AUGGAUUCUUUCCAAAGCAUUAUCCUUGAAGUUUUGAGGCGGAAGGAGAACAAGGAAAUUCCAUUUGUACCAAUUGGAUUCCAUCAGUUUGCUCCGACAAGGGAGGAACUACUCAUCAAGCGGAUGUUUGAAAGCUGUGCUUUUAAAUCUGGAAUGAGUUGUGUUUUAGGCUUUGCACUUGGAGGUGCAUUUGGUUUGUUUACAGCUGGAAUUGAUCCAAUGUCAACAAUGACAACAGAAACUCCUACAACAAAAAUGGUUUUAAAAGAAAUGAAAGUGCGGACUCUUUCCUAUGGGAAAAACUUUGCCUUAGUUGGUGCUAUGUUUGCUGGAACUGAAUGCACAUUAGAAAGUAUCCGGGGCAAAACAGAAUUGUUGAAUGGAACUUUAUCUGGAGCAAUUGUUGGCGGUGUACUUGGCCUUCGAGCUGGACUCCAGGCAGGUGUGUUUGGUGCUGUGGGAUUUGCUCUCUUUUCAACAGCAAUUGACUAUUAUUUGCGACAUUAG
Messenger RNA from Acanthosepion pharaonis, 507 nucleotides. Lineage: Eukaryota; Metazoa; Mollusca; Cephalopoda; Sepiida; Sepiidae. The record is from the annotation of a GenBank genome assembly.